CGCGCCGCGGCCCCGCGGGAAGAUGGUUAUCCGCGUCUUCGUCGCCUCCUCCUCGGGCUCCGUGGCGAUAAAGAAGAGGCAACAAGACGUGGUGAGGUUUCUGGAAGCCAAUCGUAUYGAGUUUGAAGAGGUGGAUAUCACAAUGUCAGAGGAGAAGAGGCAGUGGAUGUAUAAGAACAUUCCCGAGGACAGGCAGCCCGCGCAGGGCAACCCGCUGCCGCCACAGAUAUUUAGUGAUGAUCGGUACUGCGGAGAUUACGAUGGCUUUUUCGAAUCAAAGGAAAGCAACACUGUCUUCUCCUUUCUUGGACUGAAACCUAGCUUGGCAUCAAAGGAGUCAGAACCUUAGGAAACCUACCUGAAGCUUCAACAAGCCCAUCUUCUGAAUGAAUGACCCUGCUCUUCAGCACGCGAUGGCUUCCCUAAUGGAUCACUGUGAUAGAGCCACACGCCUCAUUGUGCAUUCUGCUCGCCACUGGGAUGGUGCUCGCCAACAGUAUGGGGUUAAUAGCUUGCCUGUGAAAUGGGGUUAAGACUGAGCUGCUCAUCUUCCUUUUCAAAAAUACUCAUUGCUGAUGUUUCACAURUGUCUUUAGAUAGCUUUUAUAACUGGCACUCAUCUUCUUUCUGACACGUGUUAGAGGGUGAAUAGUGGUCGUGUAGGACCUCUAUCGUUAAUGGAUUCCUUACCUUUUAAAAUUCUUGUAACUUGGAAUAACUGCACUUGGAAUUAGCUCACCUGAUAGUUAAAAGAGCUGGUGCUUGUUAGAAAGUUUGUGUUAUUUGCAAUCCGGUAGGUAAAAGCAGUCAAUCUUACCAUCUCAGUUCAACUUAAAAACUGCCAUAUUUCUGCUCUACCUUACUUUAUUGUGAUGUUUAUACUAAUGUAUGGUUAUUUUAGGAGACGUGAGCUGCUAACCUUAAUCAUGAAAACUUGAUUUGCCUCAUGAAGAACAUUGCAACUGGCUGUUUAAAAAGAAUUGUUACCAGGCAGGGAGUACCAAGAUGAAAUAUUUUGACAUGGGUCCUUUUUCAAAUACAGGUAAAAUAUGCAUGGAUAGAAAAUACUGAUGGAAARCAAGGUCUCACAGCUAAUGACUAUAUUAAGAAUAAUAUAAUAAUUCUGUUAAGUGAGAAAGACUUAGCCAAAACCUUGAGUUUCCCUACAAUAACAUACUGCUCCACCAUUAUCCACCUAAGAUAUCCAGGAUGAUACUUUGAUAGUGAAGGCUCAAUCCUGGAGAAGGUUAAAAACUCUGCUGAGCACAUCUAGCUUGCUCAGCUGUUGUUCCAAUGAGCCUCCCUAGAUAUGAGAAGGGAUGCCUCAAAGACAGGGAGAAAGCUGGAUGUCUGCUACGCUGGAUGAGGCUACAGCAGUYAGCCCUGCUGUGGAGCAAGAGCU
Messenger RNA from Nothoprocta perdicaria, 1402 nucleotides. RefSeq names its product SH3 domain binding glutamate rich protein like 2 (gene SH3BGRL2). The transcript is spliced from 4 exons. The record is from RefSeq and is a predicted model, not a curated record. Lineage: Eukaryota; Metazoa; Chordata; Aves; Tinamiformes; Tinamidae. Gene Ontology annotation, cellular component: cytoplasm. Bases 23 to 349 code for a protein of 108 amino acids.